Drosophila grimshawi is the source of this 840-nucleotide messenger RNA. RefSeq lists its product as uncharacterized. NCBI's taxonomy places the organism in Eukaryota, Metazoa, Arthropoda, Insecta, Diptera, Drosophilidae. The record is from RefSeq and is a predicted model, not a curated record. The coding region runs from base 24 to 761 and encodes 245 amino acids. The transcript is spliced from 2 exons.
CCAAAAUUAGAAACCAAAUCAUCAUGAACAGAGCAACUGGAAUAUUGAGCAUAUUACUGCUGACAUGGGCACAAGCACAAGCUGAAACCCUUAGCACCACUGAAACUUACUCGGAAACGGAAACAGAGACCACUGAAUAUGAACCAAUUAGUAUGGUCGUGAAUCAGCUUUCCAAUAUGGCAGUGGAUGUCAGUGACAGGACGUCCACACAGCUGCAGGCGAAUAUUGAACAGGCAUUGGCCAAUGUGAUGGACAAUGUUGAAGCAGUGACCACCAAUGCCAUGGCAGACAUAAGCAUUGCCAUCGAUGACACAAAUCAUUUGCUAUUGGGCAAUCCCAGCUGCAAUCCUGCCUGGAAUAUGCAGGAGUUCACACUGAAUGUGACGGAACAGUUGGGUGCCUGCACAUUAAAGCUAUCGAAUACGAUUGAGACCUAUCGCCGUGAUGGCCAGCAAGUGUUGGCCAAUGUGCAGAGCUUUGUUCAGCAGAUGGCUCAGCUUCCGAUGCUCUGCUCGAGUCAACUAAUGGGCGCUGCAUUGGCCCCACUGGGUGCAAACUAUGGUGAUAACAAUAAUUGCUUUUUGCGUGGCAUGACCACAAUUAAUCAAGGACUCGCUCAAGCAAUGCAUUCGGGCUCCUUGCUGCUGGUGAAUACACGUCGCCUGCCGCAGGACCAAAUGGCUGAGGCACAGCGAUGCAGCGAUGCUGUUGCCGCCAAAGUCAUUGAGUACCUCAGUGUUCAGCGCGCCAAUUGCAGCUAAACAAAGAAAAUGUUGUUGAUGGUGAUGUACACAAAUUUAUGAAUAUAUAAUAAAAACGGCAAUUUAUGCACCCAAAGGA